AUGUUCCCAUUUCUCAAAGCCAAUGCGCUUGUCGCUUCUCUCGCUCUCUCUGCCGCCGCGACAGGCGUCAUUUGGGAUGGCCGAGCACCUCUCAACCUAACCGCUGCCGACCUCGAUUCUUCCACUGGCCCGUUCCUCACAGUAGUGAAGGGUUCUGAAGCUGCUUCUCAUUACUCCCAACUACUCGGCGACACCCUCGCCCCCACCGCGCUAUGGAACCCCUACGGGCCGUCCGAGCAGGCGCUCGCGGUCUCGAUCGACAACUCGUCCAUCUUCGUCCCCGGCAGCGGCGGCCCGCAGAACGGCUUCCGGCGGACGGACAUCAUCGCGGCGGUCGACGGGCAGCACGACGCGCUGCUGACGCAGAUGGAGACGGGCGUGACCGUCUUCCACUUCUCGGUCAUGCAGGACGCCGCGCGGCCGCUCAACUACAGCCACGAGUACCAGAUCGUGUUCAUCGAGCCCAACGACGGCACGCACGUCUUCGAUCUCCAGCUCGGCUCGCCGUUCACGAACCCGACGGGCGCCGUGCCCGUCGCGGACGCACACUCAUUCAAGCUCCGCGACCACGCGCGCGACGUGCUCUUCGAGACCGGCUUUUCCGCGGGCGCGUGGCACAACUUCGCGGUCGAGGUCGACUGGAGCGCGCGGACGCUCGCCGCGUUCUACUCCCAGGACGGCGCCGCGCUCGCGCAGGUCGUGCCGCCGACGGGCAACCCGACCGCGUCGGCGGGGACCGCGGGCCAGGGCGACUUCCACUUUACGGUGCUCAAGCUGCCGUUGGUCAACCCGGCGGACUCGAGUGCGGACCAAAACGAUGUCGUCCACUUUGGUAUUCAGGAAGGUACGACGGAGGGACUCAUCUACUCUGGGGUGUUUGUGGAGGGUAGUGCGGGUGGGAUUAGUGGGCAAGCGAGCGACUAA
Epithele typhae is the source of this 924-nucleotide messenger RNA. RefSeq lists its product as uncharacterized. The coding region runs from base 1 to 924 and encodes 307 amino acids. NCBI's taxonomy places the organism in Eukaryota, Fungi, Basidiomycota, Agaricomycetes, Polyporales, Epitheliaceae. The transcript has 5 exons. The record is from RefSeq and is a predicted model, not a curated record.